AUGUAUAAUAAGAUAUGGUACCAGACCCAAGAAGCCCUCAACUCUUUGCUUGACAAAGAGUCUCAGAAGAUGAUGGAACCACAUAAAAACCAAGUUUUCAUCUUCGAAAUGUUAGCCACCUUCUACGUAAAGUACGUGCAGAUCUUCAGGAAGUUGGAGAAUGUCUACGACCAGAUUGUCCACCCGCAGAAACGGAUCCUGAUCCGGAAGAUGCUGGACGGCGUCAUGGGCCGUAUUCUGGAGCUGAAGAAUGAAAUGGUUGAAUUAGAAUUAACGGAGUUUCACUAUUUUGAUGACAUUUUACAGGAUCUGAAAUUGGCUCCUCAACAGUUGGAUAUCCCCAUUCCCAGGUACUUUUUGAAGGAGAAGUUGGAAGUCAUAAAAGAAAGAGAAAAGAUGCUUGCCCAAAUAUUAGCCGACAUUGGAUUAGAUAUUACGAGCAUGAAAACUGUGAGGAAGACCAUAACCCUGGAUGAGGCUGUUAAGGCCAUCCAGAUUGCCGAGCGGGCCCGGCAGGGCCGCCUGAGGGCCAUGUUCAUGAAGGAAAUCUACCUGCAGGAGUAUAGGGCCAAGCAGAGCAAGUUGUUGGGAGACAGAAUCCCGAAUAUGGCGGGCGCGGCGCUCUGCAUUCAGAAGGUUUGGAAAGCCUUUCAUCAAAACAGGAAAACCAACAAACAGAGAGAAGAAGAGAUGAUAUUUCUGGGCAUGAUCCCUCCACCCCACUUUGACCAAGUCAGUGCCAUGCUCAUCCAGGCCCAGCAGGUGAAAUCGCAGCGGAACGAGGUGCAGAUAAAGCGUGAGGAAGACUACAAGGAGGCCUUGGUCACCAUCAAGAAUGACCUGAAGCUGCUGGAGGGUCCAGACAUCAAGGAGAGCCUGCAGGACCAGAUCCGACACUGGUUCAUCGAAUGCAGGAAUUUAACAGGUGCAUUUCCUGACUACCCUAACAUAGAAGAAGGAGGCUCGGCGCUCAUCUUCUCCAACAAGACCCCACAGCAGGAGGAAGAUGACGGGUGGAAAAUGUCCCCAAGCCUUUUUCUUCAUGGGAUGGAAGAAGGAAAUAAAUUAUACCAAGAUAUCUGGAAGGACAAAGAUGAGUCUUGGAAUUUCCACCAGAACUAUGAUCCAGAACUGAUCAAAGAGGAGAAGCGGAAAGAACUAGAGUCUGAGAUCCGAGUACAGGUUGACGAGUUGAUGAGACAGGAACUAAAAAACCUAAAGCUUGCAGUGGACAGGGAAAAGGAAUCACCCGCCAAAGCACCAAGGAAAGGAGGAAAAAAGAAAACGAAAGGAAAGAAAGGCAAAAGGGGGAAAAAGGGGAAAAAGGACAAAGACCUGACAGCUAACAGGAGCAUCGAAUCGCUGUACAAGGAGCUCGUGGAGCAAGGACUGCUGAUACAAGCGCUCAAAGUCAACCUCUCCGAUUACAUUGGUGAGUACAGCUACCUGGGGACCACGCUUCGCCAGGUGGCCAUAGAGCCCAUGCCGUCCCUCCUGGAUGUCAGGCAACUCAUCACGCUGUACGGAAUCUUACCCUUAGGUUCUGCAACAGUGCACGAGAAAGCCCCGUUAGUGAAAUCCCUGCUGCUGGCUGGGCCCUCUGGGGUUGGGAAGAAAAUGCUGGUCCACGCCAUCUGUACUGAGACUGGAGCAAACCUCUUCAACCUGUCCGCGUCCAACAUCGCCGGGAAAUACCCAGGUCGGAGUGGUCUGCAGAUGAUGAUGCAUGUCGUCUUCAAGGUGGCUCGGCAGCUCCAGCCAUCCGUGGUGUGGAUCGGGGACACGGAGAAAACCUUCUACAAAAAAGUGCCCAGCAAUGAAAAGCAGAUGGAACCCAAACGCCUGAAAAACCAGCUCCCCAAAAUCCUGAAGCUCCUGAAACCAGACGAUCGGAUCCUGAUUGUGGGGACGACGCAGAGACCUUUCGAUGCGGAACUUCAGUCUUUUUGCAAAGUUUACCAAAAAAUCAUUUUGGUCCCUAGACCAGACUAUGCUUCCAGACAUGUUCUGUGGAAACAAAUCAUCCAGCGAAACGGAGGAGUCGUGACGAAUGCUCUGAACAUUAGCUGUCUGGCCAAAGUCACCGACGGCUUCACUCAGGGCCACAUCGUCCAGGUGGUCAGGAGUGUGCUCACGGAGCGACGAAUCUGGCAGCAGAGCCAGAAGCCUCUGAGUGCCGUGGAAUUCAUCUCUGCCAUCACCAGCCUCGACCCCGUGUACCGGGAGGAAGAGGACAGCUUCAAGGAGUGGUAUGCCAAAACUCCCCUGGGUAAAAAGAGAGCAUUGGCCCUAACUCGGGGGAGCAUGGAAAAUGGAAAGGAUAAAGGGAAAAAGAAAGAGAAAAAGGAGAAGAAGAAAAAGUAA
This is a messenger RNA of Chrysochloris asiatica (Cape golden mole), 2364 nucleotides long. It is a transcript of the gene DRC11, whose product is annotated as IQ motif containing with AAA domain 1. Gene Ontology annotation, molecular function: ATP hydrolysis activity; ATP binding. The record is from RefSeq and is a predicted model, not a curated record. The transcript is spliced from 17 exons. The coding region runs from base 1 to 2364 and encodes 787 amino acids. NCBI's taxonomy places the organism in Eukaryota, Metazoa, Chordata, Mammalia, Afrosoricida, Chrysochloridae.